AUGUUCGGCAAGUCUAAACUGGUACGGCUAACUAUGCCACAACCAGAAAAUCCUCCUGAUCUUGAUCUUGAUGAUAAAUGCAUGAUGAAGCUUUUCGAACAAAGUGAUGAAAUUGAAGUUAAUGCAUGCGAUUUGGAAAAAUUGGAGGAAUUAGGCAGAGGUGCCUAUGGUGUUGUAGAGAAGAUGCGACACAAGAAGACUAAUUUUAUUAUGGCAGUGAAGAGAAUACAUUCUUCGAUUAAUGAUGAAAGUCAGAAACGAAUGUUGGUUGAGUUGCAAGCUUGUAUGAAAAGUGAUUGCUGUCCUCAAAUGGUUCGAUUUUAUGGUGCCAUGUUUCGUGAAGGUGAUGUUUGGAUAUGCAUGGAAGUAAUGGAUACUUCUCUAGAUAAAUUUUAUAGAAUGUGUUUUGACUCGGAAGGUCUAAACUUUAUGAAGGAGCAGAUGAACCUUAUUCAUAGAGAUGUAAAGCCGUCUAAUAUAUUGCUCAAUAAACAAGGUGCUGUGAAAAUCUGUGAUUUUGGAAUAUCAGGGCAUCUUACCAAUUCUGUAGCAAAAACAGUAAAUGCAGGAUGUAAGCCAUAUAUGCCACCUGAGAGGAUCGAAGGAGAAAAGAAAGUUGCAUAUGAUGUUAGAGCCGAUGUUUGGAGUCUUGGAAUAACACUAGUCGAGAUAGCAUCUGGAUCGCAUCCAUAUGGAAAGUGGAAAACUCCAUUUGAACAACUUAAACAAGUAGUGCAUGAGCCACCUCCUAGAUUAUCACGAAAUCUAGGUUAUUCUGAUAAUUUUCAAGAUUUUGUAUCGCUAUGCCUAACGAAAGAUUAUAAACAAAGGCCAAAAUAUCCCGAUCUUCUUGAACAUCCAUUUUUGGAAGAAGCCAGAAAUGAUAGACGUUUCAAUAUGGGUGUGUUUGUGCAAGAAAUUUUAGGUGCUGCUGAAAAACAACGUGAGUCGGUUUUACAUGGAAUUCAGAUCAAAACGCCAGAAAAUGAACUGCAAACUUUAAAACUUAAUGAAACUUGA
Messenger RNA from Dracunculus medinensis (Guinea worm), 1020 nucleotides. Lineage: Eukaryota; Metazoa; Nematoda; Chromadorea; Rhabditida; Dracunculidae. The record is from the annotation of a GenBank genome assembly.